CUGUCUGGCUUAUGCUUAGGGGUUGUAGGUUGGAUUUUGUAGGCUGUUCUUUAUGGGUGGGAAUUUCUGAAGAGUUCCAUCUGUCUUGUGUUGGACGUGUUUUUAACUGAAGUAUUCAAGCAGGCAGUUCACUUUCUAAAGUCACCUUUGUGAAUAAUAGUUGCCUUGGAAUUGGUGGAAAUGCUUAAACGAUUUAGGUUUUUAAGAGUUAACUGAUUAGGUACAAUCCUUAGUAACUUUUCUUGGUAAAUCUUUUAAUGUAGGCCCUAAUCAGAAUGAUACAAAAGAGUAUAAAAUAGAGGCUAGUAGAUUUUGUAUGAUGAGGCAUAGUGACUGGAAUGGAAGCUUCAGGUAUUAAUGAAAAUUGCUAAUUGAUAGGUCUGACUUAUGGCACUCUUGUCCGUCCCGUAGUGUCUCUAGGGUAUGAAUUGCUCGGUGUGGCUUUUUGCACUUUCAGUGGGUUAACUUGAGUAUUGGCCAGUAAUUUCUUGGCAGAGCAUACUUAACUCUAAUCCUAAGUAACAGCAAGCAGUGUCUGACACACGGUGUGAUUCUUGUUCCCACAGCAGUUAAUGUUUGUCCUUUAGUGGAACAGUAGGAUAAUUGGUGGCAGAAACUACCGUGGGAAAUGCGAGCUCUUGUCCUGUGAAGUACGGUGUGAAUCGGUGACUUUCUCACGCCCGUGUGGCAUUGUAUCCUGGCUGUUCUUGCUUGGUUGUCUGCCAUUGUUUGCUAUCCCAUGGUGGCAGUGUAACCAACCCAAUCAGAACGCUUUGAUGCAGGAAAGAGGCAUUUAUGCAUGAUAGCAAGGGUGAUAAACAUACUGGUUAGACCAAACAAUAGUCUGUCUGGAUUGAAGCAAGGAAUUUUUUGAUCCAUUUAAUGAAUAAUGAAAGUAACACAUCUGUUUAAAUGAACACUGUUUGAUGGGGUGUCCACAGGUCACAAAAACAGCUGCUGCCUGAUGUGCCUUUACCACCUAACCUUGCAACUGCAGUCGCUUUUGUCCCUGUCCCUGAGGGUCUGAGACUGCUGUUCUCAAACUCCAGUUUGAGAGGUCCAGCUAAAGUCACUGGACUUGAAAUCUAAUCAUAGUAUUUCUGCUGAAGUUCUUUUAUGAAAGAAGUACCUCACAGAUAGCACAUGCAGUGCUGCCCGAAGACCGACUCUUAAAAUGAUCCAGCCUUCAGCAGCUGGUAGCCUGGUUGGCAGACGUAAUGAGAGGAAAUCUUCAGUCAGAAGGAAACUCUGGAAUAACAAAUUUGCCUCAAAGGCUUGUAAAGCUGAGGUGUCUGUGGACAAAGAGCAAGAGAAUGAGAAUGAUGUCAUUCAAGCUGAAGAUCUCAUGAUGAAAGGAGAUCCUUCGUCUCAGUAUUGGAAAGAAGUGGCUGAAGAAAGGAGGAAGGCUCUGUAUGAAGUGCUUCAAGAAAAUGAAAAGUUGCACAAAGAAAUCGAGCAGAAGGAUGGUGAAAUUGCCCGCCUAAAAGAAGAAAACGAAGAGCUCAUGUCCCUUGCUGAGCAUGUGCAUUAUAUGACCAGCGUGAUUGAGAGGCUAACUGGGCAAGCACCUGACAAUCUUGAGACACUGGAGAGUCUGGCUCUAGAGGAAUCCAGACAGGAAAAUGAAGAGCAUGACUGUGGAGACAAGGCAGACAGUCCUUCUGAAGAGGAGCCAUCGCAAGUAUUGUCUGGUUUAAGGGAGAAUAGAUCAGAUCUUCCUUCAAAGGAAGCAAGCCAUUUGCAACUGGAAUGACAACCUUUAAAUAGGCUUAUGUAUGUGGCUUUUAAUUGCAGACUUCCUCUUGAAAGGAUAUAUUAAACCUCAGGUAUAGAAACUCUUGUGGGAACAUUACAGAUGUUGGCAUUUUUAACUGGAAUUAUGUAGCAGUGGGAGGGGUAUCUGAAUACUGCAUGGAAAAUUUACUACAGGCUGCAUGUAGUUGCUUGUAUGAAACGCAAAUACUGUGUAUUUCAACUGUUGUGUAAAUAUCUUUCUUUUCAGUUGGUCUGACAGGAUGCAUGGAAAUUGAUAAAUAAAUCUUUGCAUUACCAAAA
Pyrgilauda ruficollis (rufous-necked snowfinch) is the source of this 2055-nucleotide messenger RNA. RefSeq names its product geminin DNA replication inhibitor (gene GMNN). The coding region runs from base 1175 to 1753 and encodes 192 amino acids. Gene Ontology annotation, cellular component: nucleus. Gene Ontology annotation, biological process: negative regulation of DNA replication; negative regulation of cell cycle. The transcript has 6 exons. The record is from RefSeq and is a predicted model, not a curated record. Lineage: Eukaryota; Metazoa; Chordata; Aves; Passeriformes; Passeridae.